This is a messenger RNA of Staurois parvus, 1071 nucleotides long. The record is from the annotation of a GenBank genome assembly. NCBI's taxonomy places the organism in Eukaryota, Metazoa, Chordata, Amphibia, Anura, Ranidae.
AUGAAUUCAACUUGGAGUUCCAUGACACGUGUGACUAUGACUACAUCAAGAUUUACAAUGGGGCCUCCAGGGAUGAGGGGAAUCUGCUGGGAACAUUCUGUGGUUCCCAGGUUCCCCCAAACCUCACAUCAUCAUGGCAUGUACUGUCUGUUAUUUUUCAUUCAGACAAACACGUGGGAAGCACAGGAUUCUCUGCCACCUACAGGAAAGAUAUCUGUGGAGGAGUGCUCACUGGGCCUUUCUGGAGUUAUUACGAGCCCUGAUUACCCUGAUAAUUAUCCCAACAAUGCAGAGUGCCACUGGCUGAUCCGGGCCGCCCCUCACACCAACAUUCGCCUGGUGUUCACAGACUUCCAGCUGGAGAGCCAGGAGUGUAACUUUGAUUAUGUUGCUGUCCUUGAUGGCAAUGGUAUUGAAGAACAAGUCCGCCAUUACUGUGGCACCACCAAGCCACCAGACAUCACAUCCACCUCCAAUGAGCUGCAUGUAGUCUUCAAAUCUGACUUCAAUAUUGGAGCCAGGGGUUUCAAGGCUCACUUCUCAUCCGGUGAAUGUCAGGAUGUGUUCAAAGCAGUGAAGGGCAAUAUCUCUAGCCCUCGCUAUCCAGAAAUGUACCCCAAUAAUAUUAUCUGCCAGUGGAAUGUCCAGUUACCCCCAGGCUUUCGUAUUAAGAUGUUCUUCCGAGACCUGGAGCUGGAGGAAAGGAACAGUUUAACGGAACAUUGUGAUUAUGACUAUGUGGCGGUUUACGAUGGGCAAAAUGAAGGCAACAAACUUCUGGGAAAAUGGUGUGGUAUUGAGGUCCCCUCACCAAUCAUGUCUACUAAGAACAAUCUGCUAUUGGUUCUCGUGACGGACAGAGAUACAGCCAGUAAGGGCUUCUCCGUGUUUUACAUUGGUGGUAAGUACACAACAACAGUAAUAAUUUUGCAUUACUUGGUGUUUGUGUCUGGAUUGUAUUGGGUCAAAAUGGGACUGAGCGAAGAGUCUCUUUUUGAUGAUAAAAGUUACUUACUGCAGAUUUUCUAUUUUCCAGGGCAGGCAAGUAAAAGGAUUAUUAUGAUUUGUUAA